AACUUGGGGUUGUUGUAUGUAUUGCUAUGCCGUUCGAGCCAUCCUUUGCUGACUAGCGCUAGGGGGAGGAUUGUUUUAUAUAGCUCAAACACCGUACGUCACAUCAAACUUGUUUCACAGCAAAGUCUCAACCGUUGUUGACCUCUUUCAUCUAGCUGCUACAACAUUCUUGUUGCACUGGAAUGGGGUGGGUCUGUGUACUUUUGCUUCGCAGAAGCCAUUCUCAUCUGGCGCCUAUACGCAAUAAGCAAGCGAUCGAAGCUCCUACUUUAUGUUGUAUUAGGGACAUUCCUGCCUAUCGUCGCCCUCUUGAUAGGCACAGAUGUCUAUUUGUAUAGUCGACCUCACGCGUUCUCAGGUGAAUUUUCGCUCAGAUCAGAUUAUCUGUAAGCUGACGUUGUGUCGUUACAAAGUCCAAGAAUUGAUUACUCCGACCGUUAAGUACUGUACCUUUUCCUUCAACAUUGGGCCUAUGACUGCGAUCUUUCUGGCCAUCCCCAUCGUGUGCUAUGAUAUCUUCCUAGUUGUUCUCGCGGUUGUUAUUCUCGCAAGACACGCCAAAGGACAGAGGGAAUACAACAUGCGACCCAAUGCCUAUAUGGUAAUGAUCGUCCGAUAUCAUACCAUGUACUUUGUCCUGAAUUUGACAAACCAAAUUUUAAUGGUGAUAUUAUGGGCCCACAUUCCAACCGCGGGGAUGGAUCUCUCAGAGUUUUUCAGUGAUACGAUGCCAUUUAUUCUCGCGCCCCGUCUUAUUAUCAGCAUUUGGGACACGCACGCAGAGGACGACUGCUUGCUUGUCAGUACGACGUUCGAGGAUUGUGUGUGUUUGACUUCGCCGCCAAGAUUCGAGCAGCACGAGAUGGUCUCUGACAUCCCAUUAACUUUGCACCCUGGGGCGUCUUACGAGUGUGUACACCACGAGCAAUGUUGAAGAGUAGG
Suillus bovinus is the source of this 942-nucleotide messenger RNA. RefSeq lists its product as uncharacterized. The record is from RefSeq and is a predicted model, not a curated record. The transcript is spliced from 6 exons. The coding region runs from base 323 to 934 and encodes 203 amino acids. NCBI's taxonomy places the organism in Eukaryota, Fungi, Basidiomycota, Agaricomycetes, Boletales, Suillaceae.